Molecule: messenger RNA, 1513 nt
Organism: Hemibagrus wyckioides
Lineage: Eukaryota; Metazoa; Chordata; Actinopteri; Siluriformes; Bagridae
Gene: tmem235b
Product: transmembrane protein 235b
Exons: 4
Coding region: 286-891 (201 amino acids)
Cellular component (GO): apical plasma membrane
Source: RefSeq, a predicted model, not a curated record
GAUUAAGUGUUUUCUGUGACGUUGUGACGAUCAAAUUGUACACGUUAAAAAUGCACAAAAUGAGCUCAAAGUGCAUGUUUUAGGCAGCAAAAUGCCUUCGAUAGGUGGUGCUCAUUAUCCCUGAGAUGUUUGACGUUUUUACCCGCCUCGUGUCACAUCGUCUUUAAUAAGCAGAAAUGCAUGAAGACUGACUUGAGUGCACUUUAUUAUUCUGUAUGACAAGUGCUGAAGUUUUGCCCCUGCUUUGUAUUUUGCUUCUAAUUAUUAUUUAUUACACUGAUCGAUAUGAGAGUUGGUUUUGGCUCCGUGGUCCUCGGCGCUGGAUUAAGCGCCAUUCUCAGCUUCAUCUUUCUGGCGCUCGCCGUCGGAACCGAUUACUGGUACAUUAUAGAGGAUAAACGGACGAAUCACACAGAACCGCAGCAUGUGCAUUCUGGACUUUGGGGAGUGGAAACUGAUGAACAGCCCUUUACAGAAGAUCCUCCAAAAAUUUCAGAAUCAGAAAAACACAUGCAGAAUAUGCAUAAUGUGAUUGCUGUCCUGCUGCCUCUCAGUCUGGUGCUCUUAGUGUUUGGAGGAAUAUGUGGUAUGGUCAGCUCUCUGGCCCGGAGUAGACUUCUCCUCAUGGGAACUGCAUCCUAUUUUCUUCUUUGCAGCCUUCUCACUGUCUCUGGUGUAAGUCUGUAUAUCAGUUAUUCCCAAAAAGCUCUGGAGGAGGCAAAGAUAAGGAUUGGGUUGGAGCAGAUGGCCAUGGUUCACACAUCCUUCGGCUGGUCAAUGGGCUUGGCCUGGCUCUCCUUCAUCCUGGAAAUGAUAACCGGUCUUCUCCUACUGCUUGCUGCCUGGAUGGUCCAAUUAGUCCAGUACCAGGAGACUGUGGCCCCUAUAUAAUUCAGAUCUCCAGUGUGCAUGGGUUUGCCAAGUUAAAAAGCAAUAGUGCUGUCAUUCCAGUAGCGUUAACAUCCCAUCAUUUAUUUAUUUCACUUGGGUACAUUUUAAAGUACUUUUGUUUGAUUAUGAUAAAUCAAUAAUGUUUUUUCUAUGCAUUUUACACAUACUUUAUUUAAAUUUAAAUAUAAUUUUCUGGAAUGGUAAUUGUGGAAGUUAUUUUUUAAGUAUUUUUAAAUAAUUUAUAAUUGAAGUGUUGACCAAAAGCAUGUUCAUAGUAUAUUGCACAAAAACAAGACCAUUAACGUCCAUUUUAACACCAUUUUUCUACACUUUAAUUAACCAUAAGCCUAAUUCAAAGAGACCCAGCAAUGGUUCAUGUCAACAUACUGGACUUGAGGUGUUCCAGAUGCAACACAUAUGAAAGUUAAGAAACUUUAGCCAUCAAAACAACCUUUAAAUUAUUGCUUUUGUUAAAGUGUAUGCAGAGUAAGUACCAGGCCACAGUAGCUUAUAAUUUUGAGAUAUGUGCUUUACCUAAUGUGCUGGACAUUAUUUUACUUCAUCACCUUUUUAGGAUCAUCUUUAUCUGCCCAUUCAUAUAAUUAUAGUUAUACAUGCAGUG